UUCCCUCACCUAUAGAGCAUCAUGGGUCAAAAAAUACUUUGGCUUGCCAUAGCGAUCGCAUUGCUGUCUCUUGGAUUCUCGACCGGUCUGAAGGCAAAGUGUGACAAGAGGCCUACGCUGACGGGACCCUGUAAGCGUUACAAAGCUAGGUGGUUCUACUCCAGCAGCCUCAAGGAGUGCAUCAUGUUCCACUGGGGUGGUUGCAACAGAACGGAGAAUUUCUUCGACAAUGGAGGCGAUUGCGAAACACUGUGCAUGGGUUUGGGCGAGGUUAAGUACACCGAGUAAUUCGGACGUCCGACUUCAGCCCUGCCAAAGUAAUCAAAAGUAAUCAAGGCGAAAUUUGAAAGAAU
Molecule: messenger RNA, 353 nt
Organism: Drosophila suzukii
Lineage: Eukaryota; Metazoa; Arthropoda; Insecta; Diptera; Drosophilidae
Product: trypsin inhibitor-like
Biological process (GO): transforming growth factor beta receptor signaling pathway
Molecular function (GO): transforming growth factor beta binding; receptor antagonist activity; serine-type endopeptidase inhibitor activity
Source: RefSeq, a predicted model, not a curated record